GAGUUUAAAAUCUUACUGUGGCAUUUAUAAUCAGAAUUGGGACCAGAGCAAUUAAUGUUUUAUUUCUUCACUUCCACUUAAUGAUCUGUUGGUCACCAUGAGGACAUACUUAAGAUUCACUCAUCCUGUACUAUGGUGGAGCCUCUGGUCAAAUUACCACGCAGAGGACUGAAGGAGCUCCAGCAGUCCUUGCUGAGUACUUAACUGACCUACCAGAAGCUUUCCCACGUCUUUUAAUCUUAAGGACACUGGUAUCAGCACUUCACAGAGGAGCAUGAAGUUCGGAGGAACAAUGCAUCCACAGCCCCAGGAAAUGAGCUCCAAACGAGAAUGGAAGCCCCUGGAGGACCGUAGCUGCACGGACAUACCAUGGCUGCUGCUCUUUGUCCUCUUCUGCAUUGGAAUGGGAUUUAUUUGUGGCUUUUCAGUAGCAACAGGUGCAGCAGCGAGACUAGUGUCAGGAUACGACAGUUACGGAAAUAUCUGUGGGCAGAGAAAUGCAGAGUUGGAAGCAAUACCAAACAGUGGCAUGGACCACACCCACCGGAAGUAUGUGUUCUUUUUGGAUCCAUGCAAUCUGGACUUGAUAAAUCGGAAGAUCAAGUCUGUAGCACUUUGUGUGACAGCGUGUCCGACACAAGAAUUGAAAACCUUGAGUGAUGUCCAGAAAUUUGCAGAGAUUAACGGCUCAGCACUAUGUGAAUACAGCCUAAAGCCUUCUGAAUACACUCUACCUUUAAAGUCUUCUUCUCUUUGCCCCAAACUACCAGUUCCAGCGAGUGCACCUAUUCCAUUCUUCCAUCGCUGUGCUCCUGUGAACAUUUCCUGCUAUGCCAAGUUUGCAGAGGCCCUGAUCACCUUUGUCAGUGACAAUAGUGUCUUACACAGGCUGAUUAGUGGAGUAAUGACCAGCAAAGAAAUUAUAUUGGGACUUUGCUUGUUAUCACUAGUUCUAUCCAUGAUUUUGAUGGUAAUAAUCAGGUAUAUAUCAAGAGUACUUGUAUGGAUCUUGACAAUUCUGGUCAUACUGGGUUCACUUGGUGGCACAGGUGUGCUGUGGUGGCUUUAUGCAAAGCAAAGAAGGUCCCCCAAAGAAACAGUUAUUCCUGAACAGCCUCAGAUAGCUGAAGAUAAUCUGCGGGCCCUCCUCAUCUAUGCCAUUGCAGCGACAGUGUUCACUGUUAUUUUGUUCCUGAUAAUGCUGGUUAUGCGCAAGCGUGUAGCUCUCACCAUCGCCUUGUUCCACGUGGCUGGCAAGGUCUUCAUACACCUGCCGCUGCUAGUCUUCCAGCCCUUCUGGACGUUCUUUGCUCUUCUCUUGUUUUGGGCGUACUGGAUCAUGACACUUCUUUUUCUUGGUACCACUGGCAGUGCUGUUCAGAAUGACCAAGGCUUUGUGGAGUACAAAAUUUCUGGACCUCUGCAGUACAUGUGGUGGUACCAUGUGGUCGGCCUGAUUUGGAUCAGUGAAUUUAUUCUUGCGUGUCAGCAGAUGACUGUGGCAGGAGCUGUGGUAACAUACUAUUUUACUAGGGAUAAAAGGAAUUUGCCAUUCACACCUAUUCUGGCAUCAGUGAAUCGCCUUAUUCGCUACCACCUUGGUACUGUGGCAAAAGGAUCAUUCAUUAUCACAUUAGUCAAGAUUCCACGAAUGAUCCUAAUGUACAUUCACAGUCAGCUUAAAGGAAAGGAAAAUGCUUGUGCACGAUGUGUGCUGAAAUCUUGCAUCUGUUGCCUUUGGUGUCUUGAAAAGUGCCUAAAUUAUUUAAAUCAGAAUGCAUACACAGCCACAGCUAUCAAUAGCACCAACUUCUGCACCUCAGCAAAGGAUGCCUUUGUCAUUCUGGUGGAAAAUGCUUUGCGAGUGGCCGCCAUCAACACAGUGGGAGACUUCAUGCUAUUCCUAGGCAAGGUGCUGAUAGUCUGCAGCACGGGUUUGGCUGGGAUUAUGCUGCUCAACUACCAGCAGGAUUACACAGUAUGGGUGCUGCCUCUGAUCAUCGUCUGCCUCUUUGCUUUCCUAGUCGCUCAUUGCUUCCUGUCCAUUUACGAAAUGGUAGUGGAUGUAUUAUUCUUGUGUUUUGCCAUUGAUACAAAAUACAAUGAUGGGAGCCCUGGCCGAGAAUUCUAUAUGGAUAAAGUGUUGAUGGAAUUUGUGGAAAACAGUAGGAAAGCAAUGAAGGAAGCUGGUAAGGGAGGCGCUGCUGAUGCCAGAGAGCUAAAGCCCAUGGCUUCGGGAGCAAGUUCUGCUUGAACCUAGCCGACCGUUAUGGAACCCAUUGACAUUCCAAAACAAUAUAUACACAUAACUAUGUAUUUGUGUGUGUGGGUGUGUGUAUAUAUGUAUAUGUAUGUGUGUAUAUAUGUGUAUGUAUAUACACACACACACAUAAUCAGCCAAAAUCAGAGAAAAGGAACAGGGAUUUAAUACCUUUUUUAUGCUUAUUUUUGUCAAACAUGUACUUCUUUCAUACGGGUGGCUUUUACAAGGCAACUUCCGUCAUUCAAUGUUUUCAAUUGUAAUUGUCUUAAUGGAAAUGUUAGAUUCAUAUCUGAUUAACAUUUUUAAUAACGAGAGGAAAUUUUAACUUCAGUUACUUAACCUAAGUAAAAUUAGUGUACUAAAUUCUUGUGUCAAAUUUUUUCAGAGGCAAUGCUCUGAUGUGCAUUCAAAAUCAAAAUCUUAUUUCACUGAUGCAUGAGUCCUGGUGCAUCAAGACUAGGCAUGUGCUUUCAGAUAAAUAAGAGGUUUCUCCCAUCAGUUUUCCCUCCUCAAAGAAGCCAUGCCACUUUCCUUUCAGAACUCUCCGAGCGGGCCCCUUACGUGAAUGUUCAUGAUUCCUCAUGCAUUUGUCAGCCGACAUUAAAAAGUAACCAACUCCUCAGGUAUUUGUAGUUUACCCUAAUGCUUCUAUAAAAGAACGUAGGAAAAAAAGAGAAAAGGGUAGAUAAUCUUUCUUAUGCAAACUUUUUUCUUAUAGUUUGUCUUUCUUUCCUGUUUGAUUUUUAGUAGUAUCCACCACACAUUUGUGUGCCUGAUUUGAAAGGAAGCUGGGGCACCCAGCAAGUUUAGCCUUUAAGUUUGUGUAUAUUGAUUUUCAGCUUAAGUAAUGCUAGGUGGGAUUUUUUUUUUAAAGGGAGAGAAAUACGAAGCAUGAAGCAUUGAAAAUUCCAAAUGCUUUGGCUUCUGUUUCAGAGGCAAGUCAGUAGCUUAGGGUUAAACAGCCGUUAUUCAAAUGCUUGCUAUCAAAUCUGAACAUACUGACAGGUGCUCCACUCCUUGGUAAUUCAUUGAGUAUCCAGAGUUCUACAAUGUUUAACUGAAGAAUUGGUUAGUGUUUUGAUCCUCAAGUGCGAAUGUUCUUUAUGUUUGGGGGUAGGUUUGGGGUUCUUUGUUGUUGUUUUAAUUUUAAUUCCUGAAGCUUACCAGAUAUGAAUGGCUAAUAUUCCACUGUUCUGCUUAUUGUAAUGGUGAAUGCUUUAAGAAAAAAAGUGUAAUUUGCUAAGAAUAAUUCAUGAUCUGUUUAUGCGAUAACUCCUUUUUGUUACAAUUUUUUUAAAAAAAGCUAUUUUUGUUAAUGUAAAGUAAAUAUUUCAGAGCAAAUUUUUUAAACUUAUUGCACUAAAUACAGGCUCUGGUUAAAAAAAAAAAAAAAAAGCCUCAGCAUUUAUCAUUCCAUGGAAGGAGAAUCUUUUGAAAGAAAGCAUUUCCUCCUAUCAGAACCAGAUGGUGUUUAGACUGGUAUUGUGGAAAUACGUUCAAUUAAUGUCCCGAGGACUUAAUAAGCAGCUGUUUGCUAAUGUGCUUCCUUUCAAAGGGUUGGACCUUUAAAUUGCUGCAAAAGGUAAAUUGUAUUUUUUUUUUUAAGUAUCGGUGUUCUUUAGCUAGGCUAAAAUUUGCUAAAUGCCUUUGUUUCUUUUCAAAGCUCAUAAAUAUUUCUGAAGUUUCAGAAUACUGCAAUAAGAGUCUAGAUGAAAACAACAAACCACACACACACAGUUAAGAGUUCAUGUCUUAGCAGGAUCUGGAAAAGCAACCUUGUGAGCAGAGCUAUUUUGAAACAGUUAUUCUCCAGAAGUUAACAUCUAGUGUUGCCAAAUAGUACUGUACUUUUAUAUCAUUGGAAAUGGAAUAUCAUUAUGUAACUAACAACUGUCCUACUAGGUGAGAGAGAAAAUCAUGUAAGAAAAAUCAGCUUACCUGUGAUUCAUAACCACACAGAUUUUUGGAUAUUCAGAAACAUUGAGAACUAAGUUUAGAAUGGGCAGAAGCCUGGAAGAUGGGUCUCAACCCAGAAGACAGUCCAGGAGCUAGUUUAGGAGGUGUCCCUCCAAAGUGACCUGAUGAAGUCUUGAACUUGGAAACCAGGUUCUGCUCACUUGGACAUGCCUGCCUCAUGGACUCUCGCUGCCCCUGUUCCAUGUGCUCGCAAUUCCAGCUAUUGGAAACCACCAGGAAUGCUUUCUAAUUAUCAUUUGCAACUAGAACUGUAAUCAGAAAGAAAUUUUGUAUUUUUGUAUAACUUGAUUGUGUGCCAUUUUAUAUAACAGGUCCUGUUUUACAAAUAAAUUUUGUUUUACUAA
Molecule: messenger RNA, 4584 nt
Organism: Nannospalax galili (Upper Galilee mountains blind mole rat)
Lineage: Eukaryota; Metazoa; Chordata; Mammalia; Rodentia; Spalacidae
Gene: Slc44a1
Product: solute carrier family 44 member 1
Exons: 16
Coding region: 275-2254 (659 amino acids)
Biological process (GO): choline transport; transmembrane transport
Cellular component (GO): plasma membrane
Molecular function (GO): choline transmembrane transporter activity
Source: RefSeq, a predicted model, not a curated record